GAGCCAAAAAUCAUAUGGUACCAACGAAAUGUAAACAAUUCCGUCAACAAGCAUAACAUUUUAUACAUAGUUGUGUGGAAUGUAAUCGGAAUCAGGUUUUUUUUUCAUAUUUCGAAAACGAGUCAAAAAAAUUUAGAAAAUGUUGUCAUUACGACAAAAACUUAAAUUGUGUGGCUUUGCUAUCGGUAUUUUCGGUUGUUUUGCGAUUUUCGGUCUGUUACAAGAACAAAUUUUCCGUGGUCGAUAUGGUGAUGAGAUUGGACCCGAUGGCAAAGUGGGUGAACGAUAUACCAUGCCGAUUACAUUCGGGGCCGUUCAGUGCGUAUUUUUUGUUUUGUUUGCAAAAGCAUUAACAUUUACCCAUGACCAUCCGAAGAAUGAAACUAGUCAGGGAUUCUAUGCAUUGACCGGAAUCUUUUACGUGCUGGGAAAAGUGACGUCGCAUAUGAGCUUGCAGUGGGUGCCGUAUCCAACACAAAUUGUUGGCAAAUCUUGCAAACCGAUUCCAGUAAUGAUUCUGGGUGUGCUGAUCGGACGGAAGAGGUACUCGUGUCGGAAGGUGAUAUUUGUCUUAACAAUUGUCAUGGGUGUGAUGCUAUUCAUUUUCAAAGACGAAUACACAGAAAAGGACGGUGAAAAUCCCCUACUGGGAAACAUAUUGAUAGCAAUUAGUCUGUUGAUGGAUGGCCUGUGUGGAGCUACAGAGGAUCGCAUGAGAUCGGUGAAUAAGCCGGCGCCACUGAAUUUCAUGAUGUACAUGAAUUUUUGGUCUUCGAUUUUUUUGCUGACAGGAGUCGUGGUGUUCGGCGAAGGUCCAAAGGUGUACGCAUUCGUUCUGAAGCAUCCCGAAAUUUUGAAGUUCUUCGGAAUUGCCGUUGUUGUGGCAUCAUUUGGACAGAUUUUCAUUUCAUCAAUGAUUUCUAACUUUGGUCCGUUGGCGCUGUCACUAACAACGACGACGCGAAAAUUUUUUUCGGUCUGCCUGUCGGUAAUAAUAUUUGGCAAUCACCUAACAUACAGACAAUGGGGAGCGGCUAGUUUAAUAUUUGGAGCGCUUAUUGUUGAUGCGCUGAUAAAUAAACCGAAAAAGAAUGACGAUGCAGAGACACAAAAUUCGCUUACAGAAAUCACAGAAAUAACGAAACCAGAAAGUGACAGAAACAAAAAUGACGAAAAAGAACCGGAAAUUCAAGGGAUCUACAUCAAGAAAGCCGAAGAAUGAAGGACAUUGUCGCUCGGAUCAAAUUUGUCUUUCACCAUUUUAUCUACGAAAAUAAUAAAAACUCUUAAAAAAA
Bradysia coprophila is the source of this 1295-nucleotide messenger RNA. RefSeq names its product solute carrier family 35 member B1 homolog. Gene Ontology annotation, molecular function: UDP-galactose transmembrane transporter activity; UDP-glucose transmembrane transporter activity. Gene Ontology annotation, cellular component: endoplasmic reticulum membrane; Golgi membrane. Lineage: Eukaryota; Metazoa; Arthropoda; Insecta; Diptera; Sciaridae. The record is from RefSeq and is a predicted model, not a curated record. Gene Ontology annotation, biological process: UDP-galactose transmembrane transport.